AUGGCGGAGAGUCAGACGCCGACAUUGCAGAAGCGGUCUGCUCUCAUUCUCUAUGGCUCCGAAACUGGGAAUGCCCAUGAGGUGGCAGAGGAGCUGGGAGUGCUGGCUGAGCGCCUGCAUUUCGUGACUCAGGUCUCCGAGUUGAAUCAUGUCAAGCCGGUCGGUUUUCUCGAAAACCUUCGCUCCUACAAUGUGACUAUCUUUGCCCUCUCUACGACAGGUCAGGGUGACCUGCCCGCCAAUGCCCGAUCGUUCUGGCGGUCGUUGCUGCUGAAGAAGCUCCCCGCCACAUUCCUAAGCGGGGUUAAUUUCGUCUCGUUUGGUUUGGGGGACAGCUCGUAUCCCAACCUCGAAGGGACCUUUCUUCCGUGGAUGACGGAUCUCCGCAAGCACCUGCUAGAGACCUAUCCACUACCGCCAGGACUGGAUCCGAUACCGGACGACACCCAGCUGCCCCCUAAAUGGGUUCUGCAACCACAGGCCCAGGACACAUCUUAUCAUCAGACGGAUGUCUCUGUACCCGGAACCCAGGAGGCUCACGUGGAACCCGAUGCGUACCCGGGGCUCACUAGAUUAGAUCAUGAUCUGAGACCCAUCCCAGAUACCUUGGCGGCCACCCUCACCGGUAACAAGCGGGUGACGCCGCCGAAACACUGGCAAGACGUGCGACAUGUCUCGCUGACCGUUCCUGACUUCGUCUCAUACAACCCAGGUGACAUGCUCGCCAUCACGCCGAAAAACUUCGCCGACGAUGUGGAGGCAAUGAUCAAGAUGAUGGGCUGGGAGGAGCAAGCCGACCUGCCCGUUUCGCUAGUCCCUAGGGAUAGCCAGCAAAUAGUAGACGAGGAACAUCUUCCUCCUGUUCUCGGCCUCGAAGCAUACCCGAAACUGACGUUGCGAGCGCUGCUGAUGGACUACUUGGAUAUCCGAGCCAUUCCUCGUCGCGCCUUCUUCUCGACGAUAGCCCAUUAUACCAAAGAUGAAAUGCACAAAGAACGACUGCUAGAAUUUACGAACCCCGAAUUCUUGGAUGAGUUCUGGGACUACACGACCCGACCAAGGCGUAGCAUCAUCGAGCUGCUGUAUGAAUUCGACUCAGUCAAGAUUCCGUGGCAGCAUGCCAUUUCGGUCUUCCCCGUUCUUCGGGCGAGGCAGUUCAGCAUUGCGAGCGGCGGAGAGCUGAAGCGAACCCCGGAAGGCGGGACGAAAUUUGAACUACUGAUUGCCACGGUGAAGUACAGAACCAUUAUUAAAAGAAUCAGGGAGGGCGUUUGCACCAGAUAUCUUUCCGUGCUCCGUCCCGGGAGUACCUUGAGAGUCCAGCUUCAACGAGGAGGCUUGAAUUCAUCCGUAAACCAGCUCACCGGAACAACGGUACUGAUAGGCCCCGGCACUGGAGUCGCACCCUUACGAUCCAUGCUUUGGGAGAAGGCGGCGCUCGUCAAGGAGUACAAACUUCAGAACCAGGGCGCUGAACCGCCCAUCGGACCGACCAUCCUCCUCUACGGCGGCCGCAACCGGGCCUCAGAUUACUUCUUCGAGGACGAGUGGGAACAGCUGCGCGACUUGAUCAAAUUGCAGGUAUUCACGGCGUUCUCGCGCGACCAGGGCCAGAAGAUCUAUGUGCAGGAUGUUAUCCGCCAGAACCUCGGCCUCUUUUACCAAUUCCUGCAUGAACUGUCAGGUACCGUGUACGUCUGCGGAUCAUCAGGACGGAUGCCACAAGCUGUUCGAGAGUCCUUAACUGAGGCCUUCCAACGUGGAGGAGAGCCAGAAGGAGAGGUCACCAGUCGAGAGGAGGCAGAAGAGUAUUUGAUCGGUAUGGAGAAAAUAGGGCGGUACAAGCAAGAAACGUGGUGA
Molecule: messenger RNA, 1860 nt
Organism: Aspergillus affinis
Lineage: Eukaryota; Fungi; Ascomycota; Eurotiomycetes; Eurotiales; Aspergillaceae
Gene: tah18
Product: NAPDH-dependent diflavin reductase
Exons: 3
Coding region: 1-1860 (619 amino acids)
Cellular component (GO): cytosol
Molecular function (GO): FMN binding; flavin adenine dinucleotide binding; NADPH-hemoprotein reductase activity
Source: RefSeq, a predicted model, not a curated record